Molecule: messenger RNA, 1257 nt
Organism: Pyricularia pennisetigena
Lineage: Eukaryota; Fungi; Ascomycota; Sordariomycetes; Magnaporthales; Pyriculariaceae
Exons: 1
Coding region: 1-1257 (418 amino acids)
Biological process (GO): transport
Molecular function (GO): transmembrane transporter activity
Source: RefSeq, a predicted model, not a curated record
AUGUCGGCCGACUUUUGGGCUGGCUACAUCAGCGGAGCAGCAGGGAUUCUGAUUGGUAACCCGCUCGAUGUAGUCAAGGUCCGAUUGCAGGCAGCUCAGCCAACUACAGCUGCCUCUGGCCCGAUAUCGUCGCCCGUGUCACCGCUCCCGUCCCAUGCAGCAAACACCCCGCAUCAAGAUGCUGCAUCCAGAUCAUUCUCCAGAAUAAGGGCCUUGGCCGCGGGCACAGCAGCUCCGGUUCUGGGCUACGGCGCCCUCAACGCCCUGCUCUUUGUGUCGUACAACCGGACGGAAGCACUGCUCAACUCGGCGUUUGCGGGGAGUAAUGCCCCCUUGACUGCUGCGGCUGGCGACGGCGGCACCGCCACCACCGGUUCCAAUCUCUGGACGACCUGGAUCGCCGGCGCCGUGGGCGGACUGGCGACAUGGGUGGUGAGCACGCCGACGGAGCUGGUCAAGUGCCGCACGCAGCUGGCCCUGUCGUCUCAAUUGUCGUCCCUUCCGGGCAACAGCUCGCAACCGACGACGACCUCAUCCUGGGCCGUCGCCAAACACGCGUGGCGGACCGAGGGCGGCAUCAGGGCCUUUUACUUUGGCGGAGGGGUGACGGCGCUGCGGGACAGCAUCGGCUACGGCUUCUACUUUUGGACGUACGAGCUUUGCUCGCAGUGGAUGGAGGGUCGGUCGGGACGUGCCGCGGACGGAGGAGGAGGAGGAGGAGGAGGAGGAGGAGGAGGAGGAGGGUCGGGAGGUUUCGUCAACGACUUCAUAUCCAGCGAGGCCGCGCGCGUGCUGCUCGCCGGCGGCCUGGCGGGCGUCGUCACCUGGGCGAGCGUCUUCCCGCUCGACACCAUCAAGACCCGCGUGCAGGCGCAACAGAUCAAUGCGACUCCUGGGCUGGGCACGGCUGGCGUGACGGCGGCCGCGACGGCGCAGGGAAUGCUCAGUACAGAGAGAACUGCGCUUCUGUCGCCCGCCGCGGGUGAUACUCGGGCCGACCGAGGAAUGGCAGAGGCUGAAGCGCAGAAAGUGCCGCAGCAGCGGCGGCUGGGGGCUGUAGAGAUUGCCAGGCAGGCCUAUAGGGAAGGCGGGGUGGGCGUCUUCUUCAGGGGCCUGGGUGUCUGCAGCUUGAGAGCCUUCAUCGUCAACGCGGCGCAGUGGGCCGUUUACGAAUGGAUUAUGCGCGAGUUGGGCCAAGGCAGAGACAAGAGAUUGUCUACAAAUUCCAUAGACCCUGACGCAAUUAUGAACUCCUAA